Molecule: messenger RNA, 279 nt
Organism: Prunus armeniaca (apricot)
Lineage: Eukaryota; Viridiplantae; Streptophyta; Magnoliopsida; Rosales; Rosaceae
Source: the annotation of a GenBank genome assembly
AUGUCCAGCAGAAGGUCAAGAUCUAGGCAAUCAGGUGGUGCAAGAAUCUCGGACGAUCAGAUUAAUGAUCUCGUUUCGAAGUUGCAACAGCUUCUUCCCGAGAUUCGUAAUAGUAGACGUUCUGACAAGGCUUCAGCAGCUACGGUGCUACAGGAAACGUGCAACUAUAUAAGAAGCUUGCACAGGGAAGUGGAUGAUCUAAGCGAGAGGCUGUCUGAGCUUUUGGCAACAACUGACAGUGCCCAAGCUGCUGUGAUCAGGAGCUUACUUUCGCAAUAG